Messenger RNA from Polyodon spathula (Mississippi paddlefish), 5087 nucleotides. RefSeq names its product ubiquitin specific peptidase 42 (gene usp42). Gene Ontology annotation, cellular component: cytosol; nucleus. Gene Ontology annotation, biological process: regulation of apoptotic process; protein deubiquitination. The transcript is spliced from 19 exons. The record is from RefSeq and is a predicted model, not a curated record. NCBI's taxonomy places the organism in Eukaryota, Metazoa, Chordata, Actinopteri, Acipenseriformes, Polyodontidae. Gene Ontology annotation, molecular function: cysteine-type endopeptidase activity; cysteine-type deubiquitinase activity. The coding region runs from base 97 to 4404 and encodes 1435 amino acids.
GUACUCGUAAGGAAUGUACGUCAUUGUUCACCGCCGGACAGAAGGCCUACAUUGGGAUGGGUUUGACACCGUCUCAAUAAAACACAGUAAUGAACAAUGACUAUAGUUGACAAGCAAACAGAGUCUUCUGACCCUGAGUCUGGUCAGUCCAAGCCCUCUGGCUGCCUGACCCCCUCCUCCUCUGGAGACAUGGACUCAAGCUCAGCGAGUUGGGGAGCUGUGUCAUCCGCCUUGGACGCCCCUAAAAGUAAAGCCACUUCUGUAGGACCGACCCCGGGAGCUGCUGUUUAUUCCAGAAGUACAGCACCCGUGCAAGAGAAAGCAAAAUCCACCAUACACAAGGAUCAAAACUUGGCAGGGGGCGGAGAUGGGAUCGCUCCUCCACAGAAAGUUCUAUUUCCAGUGGAGAAACUGUGUCUAAAGUGGCAUCAGAUGCAUCAGAUUGGAGCUGGACUCCAAAAUUUGGGCAACACUUGCUUCCUGAACUCUGCUCUGCAGUGCCUCACCUACACAGCCCCUCUGGCCACCUACAUGCUGUCACGUGAGCACUCCAAAACAUGCCACGAGGCUGGAUUCUGUAUGAUGUGCACAAUGCAGAAUCAUAUCACCCAGGUGUUUGCCAACUCUGGAAAUGUCAUAAAGCCCAUGUCUGUCAUAAAUGACCUUAAGCGUAUUGCCAAGCAUUUCCGAUUUGGUAGCCAAGAGGAUGCACAUGAAUUUCUCCGCUACACUAUUGAUGCUAUGCAGAAAUCGUGCCUGCCAGGGAACAAGUUGGACAGACACACCCAGGCCACCACAUUAAUACAUCAGAUCUUUGGGGGUUAUUUGCGGUCCAGAGUAAAAUGUCUGAAUUGCAAAGCGGUUUCUGACACUUUUGAUCCCUACCUGGAUGUUGCUUUGGAAAUUAAGACUGUGCAAAGCAUCACCAAAGCACUUGAGCAGUUUGUAAAGCCUGAACAGUUGGAUGGAGAAAAUGCUUACAAGUGCACCAAGUGCAAGAAAAUGGUUCCAGCUUCAAAAAGGUUUACAAUACACAGAGAUUCCAAUGUGCUUACCAUAUCCUUGAAGUGCUUUGCCAACUACAAUGGGGGCAAGAUCACAAAGGACGUGAGGUAUCCAGAAUUUCUAGAUAUUCGUCCAUUCAUGUCGCAAUCCACUGGGGAGCCAGUUAUAUAUGUCCUGUAUGCAGUUCUAGUGCAUUCUGGGUUUAGCUGCCAUGCUGGACACUACUAUUGUUACAUAAAGGCCAGUAAUGGACAGUGGUACCAGAUGAACGAUUCUGUAGUAUCCACUAGCGACAUCCGGUCUGUGCUCAAUCAGCAGGCUUAUGUGCUGUUUUACAUAAGGUCUCCAGAUGUGAAGAACGGAGGAGAUUAUAAUCAUUCCGCAUGCACCCCAGGACAGUCCUCCCCUUGCCCCAUAGUGAGUCAGCGCCUGGGUGGUACCAAACAGCAGACAACAGGCUUCAUUGGACCGCAGCUCCCCCCUCACAUGGCUAAGAGUUCUAACCAUAUCAAUGGAAACUGCUCUGUGAAGGAGGUCCCCUGCAGUUCCAAGGCAAGUGCCAGCAACAUUGGUUUGAACAGGAUGGGGUCGAGCCAGCCUUCUACUUCUUUCCAGAACCGCCCACUAAACAGGCCCACCGUUAUUCCAGAACCCACUAAAAGGCCAAAGCUGACCUUCCAAAUUGGACAGAGCAAGUCGGCACGUCCUUCCCAUUCCCAGCCCAACUUCCACAGCAGCCCCCUGGACAAGCUGUACAAGCCCAGCACUUCCACAUCCACCGUCACCCACUCCUCCUCCUCCUCCUCCUCUACUGCUCAGUCUACCUCAGGAGCACCCAGCUAUACAGCUCCUGCCACAGUAUCACAAGCCGAUACACCCCCUGAGCCCCCUUGUUCCAGGGUGAAUGGCGCCCCCAAGCGUAGCGCCAGCUUCCUCGUUCCGUAUGCUGAGGAAUCCUCGGACGAGGAGCCCGGUCCGGUUAUGGAGAAUGGGCAUGCAAAGCCCUGCAAUGGAACGGUUAACGGAACUAGAUUGGACACAUUCCCGACCUCGAGUGCUAUUCCUCCACCUCCAGACCUCGGAAAGAAUUGUUCGGAUGUGCCUUAUUGCAAGGCAGAGUUGAACGGCCUGACCACGAUGGCAGUGGAGUCUGAAGAUGCCAGGCUCACGGUUGAAACAGUGAGCUGCCCUUUGAAGCAUACUAAACCCAUUGAGAACGGCUUGCCAAAAACUAACGGUUUUAAACACAGUGAUAAGCGAACUUCUGAUAUUUCUGACACUCUGGAAAGCAUUGGUGCCAGUACUACAAAUACAUCAGAACCCGCUAAAAAGCCAAAGCUGACUUCCCAUUUCGAACAGAGUGAAAAAGAAAAAAGUCCUUGUUUGCCCUCAAGGGGGACAACUUUUCCAGCAGCUGCUACUGUUGUCAAUCCCUGUGUGGACAGGGUUCAAAAUCUGGAAAACUGUUCAGCCGCCUCUCCUGUUAAAGAUGCAGUCAGGUCUCCAGCCCCUGAACUGUGUGAUAAAACUCUUCUUGUUCAAGAAGAAAGGGCUGCCAAUACUACCAUGAACAGUAAAACCUCUGCCCUUGACCCUGCAAUUCAUGCUAAUUGUAAUACUGAUAACAAACCAAACCCUAAUAGGGAAACUCAAAUGUUCCAGGUAAAGAGUGAAAAUAAGCAACCUCCAGAGGCGGAGGAGACAACUCUCAAACAAUCUGUUGCAAGGACAGAGGGUCCUGUCCAGCUUCAAACGAGGCAUUCAGAUAACUCCACUGGCUUGAAAAAUCCUGUUAGCUGUGAAAAUGUUAGCAAACAUGUCAUAUUAAACACCACUAAUUCUAAUAUAUCUUUUUGGGACAAAGCAAAGGAUCAGAUCAAGACAUGUCUUGAGACUAUAAAGGAAGAAAGUCAAGAAGCCACAUUAGAACACAGACAGUCCCCAGGGAAAGACAGGUGUGCUGAAAACAGGAAGCUGACAUCUCGGACUGAUGAACAGCCAAGGAGCUCAGCAGAGAGGGAGGAGAAAAGCAGAAUCGGAGAAUUGCAUUCACAUAGCACCGAGAAGGACAAACGCAGAACGUCAGACAGGGAAAAAAGUUAUAGACACAAAUCUCCUCAUAACGUAAGAUAUAGUGAAGGUAAAACAAAGCUUUCUGAGAAGUACAGGUAUCGAUCUAGAAGUAGGGAAACAACCAACCACAAGAAGAGUAGGCUGCAUGAUAAAGACUAUUGUCCCUGUAAAUAUCGAUCCCAUAGCAGAGAUAGGUCCCGUAGUAGGGAUGGGUAUUAUAGAGACAGAGAAAAGGACUGGAGGCAGGAAAGACACACUUACCACAGCAGGGACUCUUACUACAGGUCCAAAGAAGAGCUGGACAGGAGGUUCCCUCAAAGCAGUAGGGACUGUGAGAAGUCAUCCAGUCACUAUAACAGGGACUGGCUUCACAAAGAAGUGCUUUCCUCCAGACCCCAAUGGAUGAAUGGGACUACAAGCAAAGAGAACAAUUGUAAGGACUUUGGCAAACAUGAUUACUGCAAGGGCAGAUUAGAUUCUGAUCAUUUACGACCUUCCUUCUCCUCCUCCUCCUCCUCCCACUAUUCCAAGCACGUCAAGGACAAACGCACCUUGGGCUCCAAUGGGAGGAGCUCAGAACGCAAUAGCGAGCAUGCAAGACACGAGAGCAGAUGGCACUACGACGACCACGACACUGAGGAUAGUGAUUUGGAGAGAAAGCGGAGGAGACACCUGCAGGACGAGUCUUCAGAGGAGAGGAGAGCCAGGAAACACAAAAAGUCAAAAAAGAAAAAGAAGUCCAAACAUAAAUACAGAAUCAGGGACCACAGAAGUCACCAGGAUUCCUCUGAAGCAAACUCUGAUAGUGAUUCAUGGAAACACAAGAAAAAGAAAAAACACAGAAGUGACGGUUCAGAUCAGGACAAACCUCAGCGCUCCCAGUACGGGAAGCAGAACUCCAGGUCUGGGGAUGAGUCGGACAGCAGCAACAAGGCAUCCAAGAGCAACGACUUCAGAGGGGUAGAUGUCAGGACAGACAGUCAAAAACAGUAUCCCGAGGAGAAGGAAGAACAGUCCCAUAAAGAAAAGAAUUCCCAGAUUGAGAGUGGCUAUUACACAAGCAGUGAACAUCACAGAGGUUACCGGUCAUCUCAGUCAGAUGCUGAAAUGUAUAGGUGUCCUUUAAAUAGAGUUCACUUGGAAGCAAAGGAAAAAUCUGAAAAUGGAGCUGACUGUCAAUCUUCUCUCAGACUGGUGACUGAAAUAGGUAAUCAAUCUGGAUGCAAGGAGUCUGAAAUUGAUUCCUCUUGCAGGGACACAGCCAGGUGCAAAUUUCUUUUGCAGGCGAGUGACAAAACAUCCGCAAUAGAGGAGACUGCUCACUGAUGACAGGUCAGCCUGAUUAAUCUAAAGUUUAUUGUUUUUAUUUUUUGUAACUGAAAAAGAAUUAGUUGGGAACAGUCAAUUAUGCAAUACAACAGGCAUUUCACUGCACAUUUAAUCCAUAGAACAAAACAUUUCAGAAAGCAAGUGUUUUUUUUUUGUUUUUUUUUAAAACAUAGUAACUGAAGGCUUUUGAACCAGACAGUAGAGACUGCAAGUUUAAAUGGAUCAAUGGUGAGCUUUAUUUACUUGUAUGUUAACUUUUUUUUUUUUUUUUUGCUCUGCAGUGUCACAGAAGCCAUCCCUAGACGGCAUAAAUAUGCAAGACUAAAUAAUGGAUCCUGACAGUGGUGCUUUUAAUCCUUGUAAGAAUACUGCAUUCACUUUCACCACAGAAGAACUUUUUACAAAAAAAAACACUUUAAAAUCUUUAGGACUUUUUUCAUUUACACUUUGACAAAUUAAUUUAACAUACUUGGAACACUGUAAAAUGUAAAUAGGAUUAAUGUUAUGUAUAAAAGAUGCCUUGGAAUUUAACAUCAAUUGCUGCUCAACUACAGACUCAGGAUUAAUUUCUACUUGUGUGUUAAAUGUGUAAGUAAAAGAGAAUGAAAAGAAACCACAAAGUUCGUUGCGGAAUUGUUAAAACAUUGCUUUUGUCUCAUUACACGAGGCGUUCAAACAAA